This is a messenger RNA of Tetrapisispora phaffii CBS 4417, 2817 nucleotides long. It is a transcript of the gene YAT2, whose product is annotated as carnitine O-acetyltransferase YAT2. The transcript has a single exon. Gene Ontology annotation, biological process: carnitine metabolic process. Gene Ontology annotation, cellular component: cytosol. Bases 1 to 2817 code for a protein of 938 amino acids. The record is from RefSeq and is a predicted model, not a curated record. Lineage: Eukaryota; Fungi; Ascomycota; Saccharomycetes; Saccharomycetales; Saccharomycetaceae. Gene Ontology annotation, molecular function: carnitine O-acetyltransferase activity.
AUGACAGACAUAUCUAAUACUUUUGAAUAUGAGAAUGGUUUACCUAAAUUUCCAAUACCAACUAUUGAUAAUACAUUGAAUCAACUUUUAAAAAGUCUGGAACCUUUAUAUUAUGCUGAUGGUUAUUAUAAACAUCCAUUAGAUUUAGAACAAAUUCAGGAGCUCAAUAAGAUCUUUCAAGAUUUUAAAACAUCAACUAUUUCAAAUUUAUUGCAAAAAAGAUUAAUAGAUUUUAAUAUAGAAAAUGAUUGUUAUUUAGAUAAAUUACAUUUAGACAUUAACAAUCAUCACAGCAAUACAAUAAUGGAUAUGACAAAUGAUGAUAUUUUACCGAGAAAUCCUUUUCUAAUAUUAGCAAACGAUGCAAUUAAGGAUAUUAGCCAGCAAGAUAGAGCCGCUGUAUUAAUUCAUUCUUCAUUAAAAUUUAUAUCUGCUCUCAGAAAAAAUAUUUUACAGCCAGAUUAUACUUAUGCAAAUAUAUCAUCAGAUAGCAAUGACAAUAUUGCUUUUCAGAAAAAAUAUUUAUCAAUGAAACCGUAUUUAAAAUUAUUUGGAACAACAAGAUGUCCUGUUUUUGAAGAAGGGGAAAUUGAACACUUUGAUUUAAACAAAAAAUAUUCCUAUUCAGAUACAAAUUCAAUGGAUUGGUCAGAAGAUGAUGAAGAAGAAGAAGAAACUGAUAAGGAUAGGAAUUUAGAACAAAAAGAAAAUAAAAAUAGUAGACCAGUGACAAGAGAUGGGAGUAUAACCCUUGAGGAUGAGAGUUUAUUUACAAGUCAUGGUAUCACUUACAAAAAUUGUCCGGACUCAAAACAUAUCUUAAUAAUUUCAAGAGGACAAUAUUAUACCUUAGACGUACUGGACACCAACGAUUGUGUCGUUUAUACGGAUGAUGAAUUAAGUUUAAUUUUUGAAUAUAUUAUCAAUGAUUCAAAUCUAGACAGUAAAAAGCUUCCAAGUGUCGGAAAUAAGAAUAACAUGACUGGUGCUACAGCAUUGGGUAGUUUGACUUCAUAUUCUUAUAAGAAUUGGAAAUACGCAAGAAAAAGAUUAGAAAAACGUUAUCCGAAUGAAUUAAAUUUGAUCGAUGCUGCAUUGUUUGUACUGGUAUUGGAUGACACAGGCCUGAGUGGAAAUUCAUCAAUAGAAGUCAAAGACAAUCUUGAUGGGACGUCAGUUGCAGAAGAUGGGGAUAAUAGCUCAGAUGACUGUAAGAGACUAUUUUAUGGAACAUCAACUAUUGAUGAAAAUGGUAAUCAAGUUGGCUCUUGUAUCUCGAGAUGGUAUGAUAAGUUGCAGAUUGUGGUGACAACAGAUGCAAAAGCAGCAAUUAUUUGGGACUCUUUUACUUCAGAUGGGUCAGUGGUUUUGAGAUUUAUUUCAGAAGCCCACGCUGAGAGUGUCCUACGUUUAGCAAGAAAUGUAAAUGAAGACAAAAGUAAGUUUUCUCUAUGGCCCACAGUACAUGACCCAUGUUAUAAUCCUAGAAGCAAUAAACCAAAUAGCUUAAAGGAUGACCUUCCAAGAGUAGUCAAAAAAAUCGAUUGGUCAUUCAGUCACAUAUUAAAUACUCAUAUCCAUUUAUCAGAAACAAAAUUAGCAGAUUUAAUUUCGAAACAUGAUAUUACCAAAGUUUCUGUACCAUUUGGAAAGAAAACAGCGCAAAAACUGGGGGUAAAACCUGAUUCAAUGAUUCAAGUAGCAUUGCAAGUCGCACAUUACGCUUUGUAUGGCCGGUUUGUCUACGGUUAUGAACCAGUUUCAACAAGAAGUUUUAAAAAUGCCAGAUCAGUCUUUAUUAACUUACAAAGUCAAGAUAUAUUAGAAUUGUGUCAAGAAUUUAUAUCAAAUUCUUUGGAGGAUUUAGUGAAAUUGGAUAAAUUUAUUAAUUCCUGCCACAUCCAUGGACAAAAAGUUAAAGAAGCGAAGGAAGGGAACGGAUUCGAAAGACAUUUUAACGCUUUGAAGUAUGUUUAUAAAUUUCAUGAACAUUUUGGAAUUACUGCAAGUAAACAAGAACUACAGAUAGCCAAAAAUCUAUUUGAAAAUCCUUUGCUUACUCCAUUUUCUUCUCCAGAAUUGAUUUUUGCAAACUGCGGAAAUACAGCCACAACCACUUUUGGGAUAACCCCAGCUAUACCUCAAGGUUAUGGCAUUGGGUAUAUCAUCAAAGAUGAACAAUGCGAUUUAACAGUGACAUCACAAUUUAGGCAAGGAAAAAGAUUGAUGUUCAUGUUGAAUUGGGUAUUGCACGAAAUAAGAACAUAUUUUAGAAAAUCAAGAAAUUUGGGAAGAGGAGGUAUUAGAGUAAACCCAUUGGUUGACAAGUUAUAUGCAAUGGAUAAUGCCAAAUACGCAUCAAAAUUAAAUGCAAUGACACAGGGAUCUGGACAUAGUAGCAACAACACCAAUGGAUUCUUUGAUCUCAAGGGACACAUGGAAAGUAGAACUGUUUCCGGAAUGAAUUCCCAUAGUAACUCUUCCCUGGCAUUAAACCAAUCAAACAAAACUUAUUCCUCCAUGAUAAAUUCAAAAGAGUUCAAUGAGGCGGUAAUGUCAUUAAACAUCGAAUCUAAAAAUCAAAAUGGACCUACAGAAGAAGAAAAACUUGGUACUGGUUCUCAAAUCCCAUCAUUGCAACCAAACGAUGAAGAAAGUGAUUCAGAUGAGAAUACCCGUAAUGUUGUAACCAAAUUUGGAGAGUCUGGAUUUAUAUUUCAAAUUGAAGAACAAAAAACCUCUAAUGUCAUUGACUCUAAAUUUGACAUUGAUUUUGACAGAGGUCGGGUCGGGAGGAAAAUAGUGAGUUUUGAAUAG